GGCGCUGACCCCUGCCCCGGAAGUGCUCGUCUUCUCGGAAGUUGUACCCGCAGCCGCUCGGUCUUUUUCCCCCGCCAUCUUGGGCCCUGCUCCCCGCACAAAAUGCCCGGCGAAGCGACAGAAACCGUCCCCGCCACCGAGCAGGAGCUGCCGCAGCCGCAGGCUGAGACAGCCUCAGCUGCCCUUGGAGCUGUCCCUGCUCCUGCCCCAGCGCCAGCUGUUCUUCCUGCUGCUCCUUCCCCACCUCUGGCUCCAUCUCCAGGCCCAGCUGGCCAGGCUCUCCCAGCAGAGCCCCCCAGCACUGCCUCGGCCCUUCCUGCCCCCCCGGGCCCCCUGUCCCCCCCUGUGGUCCCAGCUGCGGCCAUCCCUGUGUUCUCUGUCCACCCCCAGCUCCCUGCCCCAGCUCUGCAGGUACCAGUUGCCACUUUGCCUCCUCCAGCGCCACAGUCCCCAGUUGGUUUGGCAGCCCCAGGAUCUCCAGGGCCUGGCCCUGUUGGCCCCAUGUCUCCAGGGCUCCUGGCCACAGGGCCAGUGGCCCCCCUUUCCCCCACCUUGAGCCUUGGUUCUCCCCCUACACCUCUCCCCUCUCUGGUGACAGCUCCUCCAGCCCCACUGCCUGCCCCUGGGGCAGCCCCUGCUGCUCCCUGCAGCCCUGGGGCAGCCACAGCUGCUCUUCCACCCACCUCUUUCCUUCUCCCAGCGGCAGCCCCUGCUCUCCCGCCCGCUACCGCUGCCCCUUCCAAGACUGCAGGUUGUCCCCCAAGCCCAGGCUCUCCCCCUCUUCCCAUCACAGCCCCUCUCUGCCCUGUCCUGGCAUCACCAGUGCCGGUGUCUCCUGGCAGCCCUGCCUCCGCCCCACUGGCUUCUGCCUCUCCCCAAGCCCUGUCCCUCCUGGCCCCUCCAGUGCCAACUGGGAUGUCUCCUGGGAGUCCUGCUGCUGUUCCACAGGACCUGGCCUCUGCUGCUCCCAUCUCCCAGCUCCUUCCAGCUGCUACUGUUGCCAAGACCUGUCCCAUGGGCCCUGCCCCGGUGGCCCCUGUGGCUGUAGGUGGCCCAGUCCCUCCCUCUGUGGCCAGGACCCCUCCCGGGAGCCCAGACCCUCAGGCAGUGCCUGGCACUGUGGCAGCUUCUGUCACUCCUGCCCCAUCCAAACCCUCUCUGGGAGCUGCCCAGGUGCCACCCACAGCAGCAGCUCCCAGUGUGGCACCAGCAGUAGCCAGAGCAGCCCCAGUGAGUCCCAGCUCCCCGCUGGCAGCUCUGGCACCUGCUGCCCCCUUGGCCCCUGCCAGCUCCCUGCCUGUCACACCCAUGGUGGCAGCUCCGGUUGCUCCUCCUGUGGCCAAAUCCCCUCCCACGGGCCCCAUUAUUGCCCCAUCUUCUCCUGUCACAUCAGCAGCUCCAGCUGCUCCAGCAGCCAAAUCACCUCCUGUGAGCCCCUCUGCCCGUGCUGCACCAGCCGUGGCAGCUCUGGUGGCUCCGGCUACCCCUCCUGUGGCCAAACCACCUCCCGUGGGCCCUGUCACUGCCCCCUCAGCCCCUGUCACACCAGCCGUGGCAGCUCCAGCUGCUCCUGCCACAGCUAAAGCAGCUCCUGUGAGCCCAGUCGCUGCCCCAGCUGCCCCUGUCGUACCAGCCGUGACAGCUCCAGUGGCUUCAGCCACCUCUCCUGUGGCCAAACCACCUCCUGUGAGCCCUGGCUCUGGCUCCUCAGCCCCUGUCACACCAGCGGUGGCAGCUCCACCAGCUCCAGCUGCUCCUGCAGCCAAACUGGCUCCCACGACUCCGGUCACUGCCCCGUCUGCUCCCACUCCUGCUGCACCAGCUCUGGCUGCCCCCCCAGCCGCCGAAGCCGCUCCCAAGAGCCGCGGUGCUGCCCCCCCAAGCCCCGCCCCCCCCCGGUGCAGCCGUCCCCCCUGCAGCCAAAAAGCCAGCGAAGGGCAACCCGGUCGCUGCUGCAUCGGUGGCUCCGCUGGCUCUGGCUGCCCCCGCUGCGACGAGGCCACCUCCCAAGAGCCCUCCUGCAGCUCCACCAGCUCCCGCGGCUCCUGCAGCUGCAGCUGCUCCCCCAGCAGCCAAAGCAGCUCCCAGAAGCCCCCCUGCAGCUCCAGCACCCAGUGCACAGGCUCCUGUCCCAGCCCCAGGGGUUCCCAGUGGCCCCCCAAAGCCACCGGCUGAUCGAGCUGCCCCUGCUCCCCCAAAGCCAGAAGCCCCAGGGGGUGCCCCCCCACCCCCUGCCUCUGCUGCUCCCAGUGCUCCCCCUUCCAAGAAGCAGC
Molecule: messenger RNA, 2273 nt
Organism: Apus apus (common swift)
Lineage: Eukaryota; Metazoa; Chordata; Aves; Apodiformes; Apodidae
Gene: NACA
Product: nascent polypeptide associated complex subunit alpha
Exons: 4
Coding region: 103-2175 (690 amino acids)
Biological process (GO): protein targeting to membrane
Cellular component (GO): cytoplasm; nascent polypeptide-associated complex
Source: RefSeq, a predicted model, not a curated record